Messenger RNA from Linum trigynum, 3243 nucleotides. NCBI's taxonomy places the organism in Eukaryota, Viridiplantae, Streptophyta, Magnoliopsida, Malpighiales, Linaceae. The record is from the annotation of a GenBank genome assembly.
GGAGUGGAUAUAAUUUGUACUAAUUCCAUGAACUAUAAUGAUUGUAGGCGGUAUGGGAUCCAUAUCCAAAUGAAGUGGUUGAGUUGCAUCGUCUUAGACAUCCCGAGGAUGAAGAGACAUGGUUGUGCAAUGUGCCCUUAAUCUGCUUCCACAUGGUGGAAUGGCACCUGCUCGAUCGAUCUUUGAGGCAAUAUUGAUUGGAGCAACCAAUUCCAGCAUCCCCACCUCAAGGGUUCAGGGAGCUCCACGCCAUUGACCUACGUCACACCAAAAAGGAUUGGCUCAAGAAGCAUGAAUUCUACAUCAACAUAUGGGAAAAUAGAAAUCAGUGGGUGGUCCAAAGGUUGCCGGAGACAAGGCCAAUGGGGUACCACGAUAGCUACAUGUAGUGGUAUCGAAAUUUCACGCUAAGAUGGGUGUCAAAGCAAGGUGUUGUUUGGGCGUAGUGGUAAGUGAAUUCCAUUUUGGCCUCUUUGUCUAAAUUUUUGGAAGUAUGAUUACAUGCCUAUAUUAGCUAGAAUGUUAAUUAAUUAGUUAAUUUUUGGAAGUAUGAUUACAUGCCUAUGUUAGUUAAUUUUGUACAACAGUGUCUAAAUUUUUGUAUGAUUACAUGUCUAAAUUUUUGGAAGUAUGAUUACGUGUCUAAAUUUAUGGAAGUAUGAUUACAUGUCUAAAUUUUUGGAAGUAUGAUUACAUGCCUUUGUUAGAUUUAAGGAUGCCUCUUUGUCUUAAUGUUAGUUAAUUUUGUACAACAAUUUAUUAGGUUGACGGUUUGGAACAUGCCAAGCACACUGUCGAGAGUGCACCCACCAUGGAUGAGCGGAAGACAUCUUUUUUGCGCAGGCUUUUCAACAACCUGCUCUGUUGUACCCGAGAGCAAAGGAGGGAUGUCGUAUUAUACCCUCCAAUGCCUGCACCGCCCCGACCUUCAUUCCGUGCUGAUGAGAGGAUCGUGCCCCCACAAGAGCCCCCACGGAGGAGCAGAAGAAGGGUGAGAAAAAACAUUGAAGAGCUUCGUCCGUCUCAACAAACUCAACUUCCUGAACCAUGGCCACAUUGUGAGUGGGCAACUAGUACUGAGGGCACCGGAGGGUCGUCAAGCUAUGCCCCGACUCAGGAACAUGACAUGUUCACCCAAGGCACCCCUCACUUCCACCAUCAACAACAAACUACUCAGUAUCAGACCCCGCUUCAACAACACACAUCAUCGACUUUCCACCACGCUUCUGGUUCAUCUCAGCCAUAUCAACCCCCACCACCUGUCUACACUUCGGUGGGUGGUCGGGUUAAGAGGAAUCCGCGAGUAGUUGUCCAGCGGGCUCGUGAAGAAGGAGGAGGUAGAGAAGGCGGAAGAAGGGGUCGAGGAAGUCGUGGAGGAAGAGGAAGAGGAAGAGAAGGGGAAGUGGAGGGAAAUGAAGACAACCAGUGAACUAUCUAUGUCGUCUUAAUUAUGUUUGGUCUUGUGUUGUUUUCCAUGAACUAAACAUGUCAUAGUUUGGGAUUGUGUUGUUUUCCAUGAACUAUCUAUGUCGUCUUAAUUAUGUUUGGUCUUGUGUUGUUUUCCAUGAACUAUCUAUGUCGUCUUAAUUUGGUUUGGGAUUGUGUUGUUUUCCAUGAACUAUCUAUGUCGUCUUAAUUUAGUUUGGGAUUGUGUUGAUUUUCCCCCCAUGUUGUACCAAAGUAAACAACAGACACCAUUCAUUACAAUCACUCAACAAGAUUAAAACAAGAAGUCCAACUUAAACAUCACAACAACGAAAAUGACAAGGAAGUGAACAAAAGAGUACUCAAGGUUGGUUUGUACUUGGCCCCGAAUCUUGCUCUAGAGGUGGACCUGGACAACGCCUCUUGUCAUGACCCGGUUGUCUGCAGAAGUACCUCCUCCGUAGUUACUUGAACUACCACCCCAGCCAUACCCUCCUGCAAAACCAUCAUCACAAGAAUACUGGUGAGAAUGAGUUUCACCGACCGGCUCGGUCUCGACAUACACCUCUGCAAGCCGCAACCCGUUGUCAGAUAGGAACUGUAUCAUCAUGUUCACCGAGCAUCAUCAUUUAUGACAACUUUUUCGUACAUGACUCCGCCAGCACUCAUGUUUGGAUAGCGGUAGGCAAUUUGACCAACUCUCCUUUGCCCGCCCGUACAAGUCCUUUCUGCACAAAUGUCAUGGAGUUCUUGCCACGAGAAUCUCGACUCAAUUUUUAGCAUAGUGGAUUCGCCAUUUUCAUAGUCGAUGCCAAUGUUCGAGUUUGUCACCCGAUCAUUCCACCGAAUAAUAAGCCGAAACUUCUUAAAUUUACCCAUGUUUGCAAUUUAUAAUAAUUAAGUAUAGUAUAUAAUUAGUACAUUAGGGAUACAAAAACAAUAUCAUCCAAACCCAUAAACAAACGCAUGUAAUUGAUCUAUCAUGAGAAAACUAAACAAAUUCAUCUAAAUUCAUAACUAAUUAACUAACAUCUAUCAUAUCAUAAUUAAUCUAAAUAUACCAUAACAUAUUUUCCAAUAACCGCAAUUCACUAAAUACAGACAUACAAUUACUAACACAUCAACAUGUAAACAAUACAUAAUUAUAACAUACCGACUCCCGAUCUAUCAUGAGAAAACUAAACAAAUUCAUCUAAAUUCAUAACUAAUUAACUAACAUCUAUCAUAUCAUAAUUAAUCUAAAUAUAUCAUGAUAUAUUUUCCAAUAACCGCAAUUCACUAAAUACAGACAUAUAAUUACUAACCCAUCAACAUGUAAACAAUACAUAAUUAUAACAUACCGACUCCCGAUCUAUCAUGAGAAAACUAAACAAAUUCAUCUAAAUUCAUAACUAAUUAACUAACAUCAAUCAUAUCAUAAUUAAUCUAAAUAUAUCAUAACAUAUUUUCCAAUAACCGCAAUUCACUAAAUACAGACAUAUAAAUUACUAACACAUCAACAUGUAAACAUUACAUAAUUAUAACAUACCGAAUCCCGACGAGUUUCUUGAGCAGUAAACCAACUCCAAACCAGCUGAGAAAACGACUAAUAAAACACUAAUUUUUGUACUAAUUUUCUGUAAGGUAGCAACAGGGGAAGUGGAGGUCUGUAUUUAUAGGAAAAUUAUUUAGCAAUCACCGCUGAGGACAAUGACGGUGAACACAUCACUGUUUUUGUCCAAAGCGGUGAUAGCUAGGUAGCUGUGACCUAAUUUCCCACCUACCAGGGCUCUAAAACGUGUCAAUUUAUCACCGCUUUAAUCAAUGGCAAUGAUAUGA